Xylona heveae TC161 is the source of this 759-nucleotide messenger RNA. RefSeq lists its product as hypothetical. Lineage: Eukaryota; Fungi; Ascomycota; Xylonomycetes; Xylonales; Xylonaceae. The record is from RefSeq and is a predicted model, not a curated record. The coding region runs from base 164 to 589 and encodes 141 amino acids. The transcript has 2 exons.
CACCCCAACAGCCAUCACGUAUCAGAACAGGAAAAAAAAUAUAUUGGGGGAAAAUAAUAAUACCGACUCACGGCACACCCCAGCUCCCCUACAGCAAUUAUCAUAACAUAAUCAAUCUCGCCAUUGAGAGAGAGUGAGAGCGAAAGAUAGCACAAAAGAGAUCAUGAGCGCCGGCAUUCUCGAUAUGCGGCGCAUGCCUCCACGCGCCGUGCCUCCACCACCGCCCUCUGCCUCUGCUGCUGCUGCCGCUGCCGCUUUGCCACAUGUUCCGCCGCACCAGACUCCUGUUGCUAUCCCCGUCGCGGAUCAUCCAGGAGGACUUUCACUGCCUCAUGAAAAUGCCGAUUGCGAUACGACGCGCAAGUGGAUCAUCGACCUGCUCGUGCACCCGGACAAUGGCUACUCGGAAGAAGAGGCCAAGGCGACCGCGGACAAACAUCGCGGACGGUUUCGCGUCAUGACCAUCCUGACCUUGGAAAAGAAACAGUCUUUAUUCGGCAUUCUCGAAGGCGCGAUUAUCCACGAAGCAGUAACGCGCAAGGUAGAGGUAUGGACGCGCUGCAUCAUCCAGUCUUCUCUGUUUGUUUAAAAAAAUGACUUACCAUCCGCGCCACAAGAACAAUCUUCUCCUCCCAAAUUUACUCCUACUCUCCUUCCUCCUCCGCAGCUCCGCUAUCCAUCCCGCGAAGCUCUACUGCAAGCAGCACGCUCCUUCGCCGCGCGAAACGGCUACGCGAUCACCAUUGAACGGUCGCAUAC